GCCUCUCCAUUCUCACUUUUCUGUGUUUCCAACAGUGUUUGGACCCCGAGUCGCUUCCUAACAUGAGCCCAUAGCGCCCGGAGGAGCUUCUCGGUCCCGCUUUGGAAGGAAAAAGGGACAGAAAGAGAGAGAGAAGGAGAGGGAAGGAGAGACUAAACUUUCUCAGCAGAUGUAUCCAAGGAGCCCUUUCUCAUGCGCAACAGAAGACAUGAGUCAAAGGCUGGGAUGGACUGUGUUCUUCUGGGUAGUAAAUGCCAUUCCUUUUACUUUUGGCAUGGCAGUAAACGAGAGAAUAGAUCAUUCGUGUCCUCCUUUGAAGCUGGAGGAAAGAUGGCACACCAACAUGAGUGGCCAUCGUGAGUUUACAGGAUUUGAUUUGGCAGAAAAGUUCCUUCUUCGAAAGGGAGCAGUUACGGAUGACAGGCCUCUCUUCAGACUCGGCAGUAAACCCCUCAUCAAAGAUGCGGAGUUGGUGUUUCCAGGUGGGCUUUCACAUGAAUACUCCCUCGUAACUACGUUCCGGCUCAGAAAAACAACAAAGAAGGAUCGUUGGUUUCUUUGGCAGAUUUUGAAUCAAGCUGGAAACUCACAGGUGUCAGUAGUAGUGGACGGCGCUAAGAAAGUGGUGGAGUUUUCAGCCCUGGGCCUUCUGAAGAACAACCUGCACUAUAUAUUCAAAAGCCGUGACCUGCACACCCUGUUUGACCGCCAGUGGCAUAAGCUCGGGGUGGCUGUUCGAAGCAGCACGGUAGCCGUCUACGUGGACUGUAAGCUGAUCGAGAGGAGACUGAUUGAAGAGAGGGAUGCGGCAGACAUGAGUGGCCGCGCUCUUAUCACCACCAGGGCAGAGGAUGGACGGCCGGUGGACAUUGAGCUGCAGGAGAUUCUGAUGUUCUGCGAUCCCAGCCUGGCAGAGGAGGACAGAUGCUGUGAGGCACCAGGAGCCGUUUGCGAGUUCAGAGAAACCCAUGACCCCACAGCAGCGCCGCUGGUCACAAGCUACCUCCACAGAAUGCUGUCCAAGCCGGCGCAGCAGCCCGCCGAUCAAUGCCAGUGCCCAGCAGUGAAGGGGGAACCAGGCCUUCCAGGUUUGGCAGGACUUCCUGGACAGAAAGGAGAGAAGGGGGAUUCAGGACAGAAUGGUCUCCCUGGAAUCGCUGGUGAGAAGGGUGACACGGGCAUUGCUGGCUCGCCUGGUUUAGACGGACAUCCAGGGAAUAAGGGUGAGCCUGGGUCAGCUGGAGAGAAGGGAAUCGAUGGAGAAAAGGGUGAAAAGGGAGCUGCAGGAGAGACUGGGCUCAUGGGAAAACCUGGACUUGAUGGUCUGAAAGGGGACACAGGACCUGAAGGCCCACCUGGUCCCAAAGGUGAUAAAGGAGAUACAGGCCUCCCGGGUCCACCAGGGCUUUCUGCUGUAACAGAAGGUCAAAAAGGAGAUCGGGGGCCUCCAGGUAUCGCUGGAGAAAAGGGAGAAGCUGGUUUACCAGGUCAAGCAGGAUCUCCGGGAAAAGAGGGCAAAAGGGGUCGCCGGGGACCACCUGGGAUUCCUGGACCACCGGGACCUGCUGGAUCAUCUGAAGGUGGACACAUUAAGGGGGAGAAAGGAGACCCAGGUGUGACCAGAGAGGCCGGACAGAAGGGAGAGAAGGGGGAUGCUGGUCCGGCCGGUCAAGAGGGAGCCAGUGGAGUUAAAGGACAGAAGGGUGAAGUCGGCCCCAGGGGACCCCCAGGUCCUGUGAUGACCGCACACGGGCUCAGACACCUCACUGGACCAGAUGAAGCUGGAGAGAAGGGUCAGAAAGGAGAAAAGGGAGACCAGGGUGAAAGAGGAAUUCAAGGCCUGCAAGGAAUCCAGGGAAACGCUGGCUUGCCAGGUCCAGUCGGAAAGCCAGGUCCACAGGGCAAAGAAGGGCUGGCGGGUCCUGCCGGACCCCGCGGUCUUCCUGGAGAUAAGGCAACACCGGGGAGAGAGGGACCGAAAGGACAGAAGGGUGAUGCAGGGGGAGCCCCAGGGCCACAGGGCCCACCAGGCCCUAAGGGUGAGCCUGGAGUCCCUGCAGUGACAGCGCUGGAUCUCACCGGAGAGAUAGUGCCAGGGCCGAGAGGAUCACGAGGGCCAAAGGGUGAGAGGGGAGUCCCAGGGUUACCAGGAGAGCCAGGAGAGAAAGGAGAGCCUGGAGUGGGACUAACUGGUCCACCUGGCAUCAUGGGACCGAAGGGGGAGCCAGGAAUAGAGGGUCUACGUGGACCACCAGGUUUGCAAGGUUCUCCUGGACCCCAAGGAAGCCAGGGGCCCCCGGGUCGUGAAGGCAGACCAGGACCCCCGGGACCGCCAGGUGAACCGACAGCGCUACCAAUCGUUGGAGAUAUGGGCACAUUACUGAAGAACGCCUGCAGUGUGUGCCACACAAGAGUGCCGGGAUUGCCGGGGCAAAAAGGAGAGAAGGGAUCUCUUGGAACUCCUGGUGUGGAGGGCUUACAAGGAGAGAAAGGUGAUCAGGGUCUCAGAGGUCCAGUCGGUAAUCCAGGAAAAGAGGGCCCUAAGGGCGUGAAAGGGGAAAGAGGCUUUCCCGGCCCAAUCGGGGACAAAGGUGAUGAGGGUCCUCCUGGUGUGCCAGGAUUUCCUGGAGCAACAGGUCGAACUGGAGCUCCUGGCCCUGUUGGUAGACCUGGCCCUUCUGGCCCAGCAGGACCAAAGGGAGAACGGGGCAGUGAGGGACCGCCCGGCAGGCCUGGACUUCCCGGACCUCCUGGUGUCCCCUACGUGGAAGGGAAUGGGAUGAGCAGUCUGUACAAACUCCAGAGCGGAGGGGCUACUAUCGGUCACCCAGGACCACCAGGGCCUCCGGGCCCGAAGGGGGAUGAAGGAAGAGUGGGUGACCCAGGUCCAAUGGGAUUGCCCGGGCUUGAAGGACUGCCCGGCGCGAAGGGAGACCCUGGCAUGACUGGACCACCGGGAACCCCAGGCCCUGUUGGGAAACCUGGUGCACGCGGUGAUCCUGGCAUCCCUGGAGAACCGGGUGAGCGAGGGCCUGUGGGAGAGACUGGCUUCCCCGGACCCGAGGGACCACCCGGUGCACCUGGGAGACCUGGAAAAGACGGAAUUCCUGGAUAUGAGGGAGCCAGGGGCAGGCCUGGGGACCGAGGUUCCAAAGGAGAGCGAGGAGAUCCAGGGAUUCCUGGAGCCAGGGGGGUUCAGGGAGAGAGGGGGCGAACUGGAGAGAAGGGACCUACUGGACCCCAAGGUCCACCUGGAGAGAAAGGAGCACCUGGUCCGCCUGGUUCUUUAGGAUCAACCGGAACCUUUAACCCGCUGAGCGAUUCCACCACCAUGGAGGAAAUUAAAACAUUCAUCCGAAAUGAAGUAUUGCGCGUCUUUGAAGAGAGGUUGUCCAGUUAUGCAAUGCUGCAGAAGACCCCAGCUGCCAUAUUGGCAGCACAUGGUCGACAGGGUCCCCCGGGACCCCCCGGGAAUGAUGGCUCCCCAGGACCCCCUGGAGAGCCAGGACCUCAAGGCCCUCAAGGUUAUCGAGGACAGAAAGGGGAGCGAGGUCAGCUGGGAUUGGGGAUUCCCGGAGCUCCGGGUCCUGAAGGCCCACCAGGUCCACCAGGAAUAGGCAUCCCCGGACCCCCGGGGUCUCAGGGCCCGCAGGGAAGAUGCAACCCCACUGAUUGUUUCCACACCUACCACGCCCACCGAGACGAUUAGAGCCCACUCUGUCCUUCUGAAGCCUUUCAGUCCAACUCGAGGGAGGAUCCGCAAACAGCAAACCUUCCUCAGCCUCAUGCACUGACUCAGCAGAAGGAGGUACGACCACCUCGGGAGUUUUGCCAAAUCGCUGAAUCCUCUCGCAUUUCAAAUGCAUAUGCCUUGUAACCAGUGCAACACCACAGCUGUAAUAUUCAGUUUAUUUAUUCAUUCAUUUUGUUUUCCCUGUGCGCGACCAAAAGCAUUCCGUCUUUACUCGUUCGCUGGUUUUUCAGGAGUGCAGGAUAUAUAAGCUAGGUCAAACUGAACUCUUAUUUACCUCAGCUUCCUUUUGUCCAGCUGAGAUGUUAUUUUUGUGAUGGAGCUAUGCAAACUUUAAAAGAGCAUGAAUAUAGUAAUGGAUAUUGUGUAAAUAUUGUAGCGUGUGUAGUUUAUAGAGUAUGAAGGAUGCUUUGAUUUUCAUUUUUUCUCAGAGGUGUGGUUUAAAACUGCAGGACAGACACUUUGCAAGGGGAAGGGCGCCGUCGAAUUCGCAUCUUGAUGAUUCGAGAUGUUCUAGCACUGUUAAUUUAACUUAGUCAACAUGAUUUUGACAGAUCAGCCAGUCAGAGCUGGAUGCACAUUCAUAAUCUUCAUGUGUGGAUGUGCAAAUUCACUUUCACACUACGGGACCUGAGAUUAGAGGCAUAUUGUGAACGGGCAAUAUAUAUAUAUAAUGUGACAGUUGUAGUAUUCACUGGUGGUUGUAGCUACAGUGUGGAAGUGACAAAGUGAUGCACUGAAUUUACUUGAGUAUUUUCAGAGUUCAGUGAGUCACUCUUUCCCUUUAU
Molecule: messenger RNA, 4539 nt
Organism: Pygocentrus nattereri (red-bellied piranha)
Lineage: Eukaryota; Metazoa; Chordata; Actinopteri; Characiformes; Serrasalmidae
Product: collagen alpha-1(XIX) chain
Exons: 56
Coding region: 170-3709 (1179 amino acids)
Source: RefSeq, a predicted model, not a curated record